UCAAGCGAACGAAUACGUGCCCAUUCUCACGAAGGGAUGGUACUUUCUUGGAGACAUUAACGGUACACUACUGUAAGAGUAGAUGGCUUAGAGUACGUGCACGAAGGGCCAGAGCGGUCAGAGCUGUCAGUAUCUGUAGCGGGUUGAUAGUGAGGCGUGUAAUGUCCGAGGUUCAGUACAACAUCCAAGGACCCGCACUGGAAGAACACCUCCCUGAAGAGGCAGGUGACGCAGAAAACAUCAUCGGAGGCAGGCCCGCUACGCCACAGUCUAACAGUGAAUCCAGUGACUCCUACUCCGACGACAUCUCUACGGAGACUACGACUGAAGGUACGGCCACAGACAGCGAAGAAGAGAAUUCCAGCACCGGUGAGACAGGAUCGGACAGAUCCUCCAAGGCGGACGAACCGGUGUUUGAAUGUUCGAAGGAACAGGAGGCUGCGACAUUAAUAAUAUACGAGGUUCGAGACAUACUGGAUCUGCCUGGUAACAUCCGCAAUUGGUCAGGCUUCGUUACCCCAACUGGACUGCAAUUAAACAAUCUGGCGAUGUUCAGCGAAAACCGUUCCCAGUACCACCGUCUCAGCAUGUACGGAGAUUCCGACGAACCCCACCACUUGUCGGAAUGCGAAAACUGUGGCUUCAUUACCCCGGUUUUUGAUUAAGGACAUCGCAGUUCCUCG
Cryptotermes secundus is the source of this 683-nucleotide messenger RNA. RefSeq lists its product as uncharacterized. Lineage: Eukaryota; Metazoa; Arthropoda; Insecta; Blattodea; Kalotermitidae. The transcript has 4 exons. Bases 162 to 665 code for a protein of 167 amino acids. The record is from RefSeq and is a predicted model, not a curated record.